UACUACAAUCGAGUUUGUUUACGUUUGUACGGUACACUUCUAGAGCCAAAGAGAAAAACAAAUCUUGCCAAAAAAAAUGUCCACCGAGCUGGAAAUCGAAAUAAGUUCAAUCCCCUUGGCACCCGAUCCAGUGGUCGAGCCACCCCCGGAAAUUGAACGCAUUCCGCUUGCGGACCUCAGCUAUGAACAGUUCUUCGCACGCUAUCUGCUGCCCAACAAGGCCGUCAUCCUGAGCUCCGUCGCCGACAGCUGGGAGUGCUUCCGCCGCUGGAUCAAUCAUGAUUCCAAGGGCCUCAAUGGGGCCUACCUGAGGGAGGCCAUUCCUAACCUCACCGUACCGGUGGCCAAUUGCGGCAAGCAGUACUACAACUCGCACGAGAAGACGGAGAUGAAGUUCCACGAGUUUCUGGACUGUUGGGACUGCCGGGAGGAAUCGACGUCGAAGCUGUACCUUAAGGAUUGGCACUUGCGGGAGAUGCUGCCGGAGUAUGAGUUUUACGAAACACCGUACUGCUUUGCAUCGGAUUGGCUCAACGAGUAUCUGCUGGAUCAUGGGGAGGACGAUUACAUGUUUGUUUAUUUGGGACGCGAGGGGACGUGGACUUCGUUCCACGCGGAUGUGUUCUCGUCGUACAGCUGGUCCACGAAUAUAUUUGGGGUCAAAAAGUGGCUGCUGUUGGCACCGAAGGAAGAACAGAAGCUGAAGGAUUCGUUGGGGAAUUUGCCGUUCAGGAUAAGCGAGGAACUUCUUGAUGAGAAGGAAGUCAAGUAUUACAAUAUACUGCAAAAGGCAGGGGAAGCUAUUUUCGUCCCAAGUGGAUGGUAUCAUCAGGUUCAAAAUGUAGAGGACGCCAUUUCCGUUAAUCAUAACUGGUUCAAUGGAUGUAAUGUGAAGACGAUUUGGCUUAGCCUGAACGAAGCGCUGGAGCAAGUUAUCAAUGAAAUUGAUGAUUGUAAGGAUAUGGAAAACUUCGACGAACAUUGCCAACUUAUGCUUAAGGCUUCUUACGGAAUGGAUCUCAAUGGAUUUAUAAAGAUGUUAAUUUAUAUAUGUAAGAAUCGUGUGAGUGCAUAUCGUGACGAAGCAAAAAUACUUCAUUUUGAGAGGUAUCGUUUGGGUAAAAAUCAUAUCCUGUUUGAUCUCAAAGCAAUACGAAACGUUUUCAUUUCAAUGAUAGAAAUGAGGGAAGAACUGUUGAAAAGCUUAAACUUGUUCGAUGAAUUAAAAAGCUAUGAAAUUUUAAUCGAUAAGCUGUUGACAUGACAACUUUUACAAUCAUUAAUGAUCUAAAACUAGUCAGAAUAAUCAAA
Culex quinquefasciatus (southern house mosquito) is the source of this 1311-nucleotide messenger RNA. RefSeq names its product 2-oxoglutarate and iron-dependent oxygenase JMJD4 homolog (gene JMJD4). Gene Ontology annotation, molecular function: sequence-specific DNA binding; histone H4R3 demethylase activity. Gene Ontology annotation, biological process: protein hydroxylation; positive regulation of translational termination; negative regulation of gene expression. Gene Ontology annotation, cellular component: nucleus; cytoplasm. Bases 77 to 1264 code for a protein of 395 amino acids. The transcript has a single exon. Lineage: Eukaryota; Metazoa; Arthropoda; Insecta; Diptera; Culicidae. The record is from RefSeq and is a predicted model, not a curated record.